CCCGCACUCAACCCGCGCAAGUGUGUGUGCGGCAAGCUGUUGUUUUUCUUUCGUGCUGCUUCUCAUGCUGCUGCUGUCACUGAUUUGCGACCAAAGUGUCCUGUCUUUUUGAGUGUGGUGUGUUGUGUGUGUGCUUCUGCUUCUUCUUCCUUCUUCGUUCCCCCUCCUUCGUCUCGCCCUGCCACUGCUGCCACCACCGCCUGCUGCUCGUUCCUUUUUCGCUUCCCCCCUCUCUCCUCUUUUUGGUGUGGUGUGGCUUGCUUGGGCCGGGUCACCCCCUCUCUCUUCUCUCUCUUCUCUCUCUUCCCUCCUUUCCCCUUUCUUCCUUUUGUUGUUGUUGUUUUGUCUCAUCUCUUCCCCUCUCUGCCCGUGCCCUCCUCACAUCCCCCCCCCCCUUUGCUCUUCCAUCAACGCCUCGUUUUUGAUCACCCCAUCUGUCCUUUCCUUCGUGUGUGUUCGCACCGGUCCACUUCCCAUUCAUCCAAGUUCCAUGUGGUGGUGUGGUCCGUGGUGAUAAGCCACACGCUCCCCUUCCCCCCUCCUGUUGUUCCCUCCUCUCCCCUCGUUCUUCUUCUUCGGCUCUUUUCUCUCGCACUUUCUCUUUCUCUUCCCCACCGGGACUCAACGCCACAUCCUCCUCUCCGCUCACAAGCUUCCCUUCCCCAAGAACCAACAACGAUGGCCAACGAAGAGCGAGCAUGGAUCAAGAAGUUCGAGUGGGCUCUGCGAGUUGAGACACAGCGCCACGCACGUCUCUUUACGCACCUCAUGCCAACCCUCAUCCGCUUCGACCUCUUUGAACUCCGCCAAGUCGUCGCCAACGACCUUCUCGAGAUGGCUUCGUUGAACCGGCACGGGCAACCCCGCAACAACCCAACCGUCAGCCAGCAAGUCUUCUCGCUCGCCCUCGCGGCCUUGGACGCCUACCUUGCCUCCAUCGGCCCGCGCGCGCACGUAGACAACGCGCACACUAUCGUGCGCAUUGCGGCCGCCACCGCCUACUCCGUCGCCCAGAAGUACAUUGACGUGGAAACAGUCAAUCGCGACGCCAUCCAGCGCAUCUUUCACACCGAGUGGCGGCUCAUCGAGGAGAACGAGACCAUCCUGUUCCACCGCCUUGGGUUCAACCUCAACAUCAUGACGCCCUGCCGCUUCAUCACUCUCCUCACCGCUGUCCUCGGCAACGGCAACUGGAACCGUGAUCGCCUCUGGCACCGCGCAAACGCGCAGUGCAACUUCAUCCUCACACACCACGAUCUGGCGUGCCUCGAGCCAGCCGUCAGCUACGGGCCCUCCCUCCUCGCCGGCGCGUGCGUGUGUGAUUCGCUCUCGGCGGAAAUCAGGGCCGCCGGUGUCCCCAACGCCCCAGAUCUCAUUCGUGACGUCUGCGAAGGAUUUUCCCGACGCUUCUUCCUCGAGCGCCGCGCGGAGCUGUUCCACUGUCUGGCGUUUGUGCGGGCAAUGCCUGCUGAUGGCCGCGCCGACGACUGUCUCCUCUUUAUUGGUCACCGGCCCGCAGACCUCGUGCCACCCCCACAUCCCGAACACCACGACCAACACCACGAUCACCACCACGAUCAACACCAUCACCAGCAGCACCAUGGCGUCGGGGGUGUACUUGCCAGCCCUGACGUGGCCCGCGACGGGAGCGGUGACGAUGACGGUGCGGAGGGCGAUGAUGAAGGCGACGGCGGCUUUGACACAGACACGGACACGGAACUGCUUGACGACCGCGAGGAUGAGGCCGCUCAUCACAAUCACGAUACCAGCGACAAUGACAAGAACGACAAGAACAGCUCUUACUAUCGUCGUCGUCGUCGUGCUGCUGGUGCUGCGGGUGCAGGUGCUGGUGUCACCCAAGCCGCAGCAUCUUCAUCAUCGUCGUCAUCAUCAGCGUCAUCAUCAGCGUUCCCUCCGUCCACCGCUCGAGCGCGCACGACCGUCUCUGCGCCGCCAUCAACAGCGCCAUGGCGCACACGGCCCGCCACCACAACGACUGCCAUCACAAGCACUGUUUCAUCAGCAAUACCAACAACAGCAUCAGCAUCAGCAACAGCAACAACAUCAUCAACAACAGCAACAGCAGCAACCACCUCCAGCACCACGUCUGUGGUCAACAACACCAGCAGCAGCCACCACGGUGUGCCUGCUCGCACCCCUGGCGACGGCUACCGCGACAUUGGCAUGCAGGGGAGCAACUUGCUGACUGCUGGUGUUGCUGCAACAGUGCGCGCACAACAGGAGCGGCGCCGCCAAGAGAGAAUCAUGAAGCAGCAGAGAGCGCAGGAAGAAGAAGAAGGCGAUGAUGGUGAUGACCACGAUGAUGAUGGUGAUGACCACAAUGACGACGACGACGAUGAUGAUGAUGAUGAUGAUGAUGGGCACGAUGCACUCGUCAGCGAGAAGGAGAACAGGAAAACCACUCACGGUGGGAAGGAUGCCCCUGCUGACGACGGCGAUGAAGGAGACGAACAGCAACGGCGUCAAGUACACAAGAGCAAGAGCAAGAGGACCAGCAGCAGAGCCACCGACAGCAACCCCACCAUCACCACCAACAGCAGCAGCGGCAGCGGCGGCGGCAGCAGCAACGGCGGCAGUGGUGGUGAUCAAGUGACCGGUGCUUCGCGUCGCACCACCCAUCCUCGCUCGAUCCUCAAAACAUCGCCACCCGGGACCCGCCUGCGCAUUCUGCACGUGGAGUUCAAGCAGGACCGGGAGAAUUUCGAGGGCAAAGCAGCCCCGUUCCAGCCCAUGAUCCCCGAAGAUGGCAGGCGUGGUCGUAGCGGCGGUCAUGGUGAUGGUGGUGAUGGUAGUCAUGUCGCAUCGCGUGGAUCUGCCAAGGACGAGUAUGAGGAUGGCGAUGCCGGCGAUGGUGAUGGUGAUGGGAACAAGGACGAGCAGGGCGACAGCGACGAUGAUGAGUUCUACACCGUGUUCAGCCAAGAUGAGGACGAAGGUGCUGAUGACGACGAUGACCUCGAUUACGACAACUACGACUUCCUGAGCGGCGGUGCGCGACAACACUGCCCCUCAACGCGGUCUGUGCCGGAGGGCGAUGGCGACGAGGAAGAACAAGGCACACAGGAACAUGGCAAUGAUGGUGGUGGUGAUAGUGAUGAUAGUGUCAACGGUGUUGAUGGUGCUGAUGGUGGUGCUGGCAAUGAUUUCAAUGGCAACAGUGGCAACGCCGAUGCCAGCACAUUCAGGCGUGAGAGAGGAAAGCGCAGCCCCGACGAGGUACUCAUUGAAUCGCCCACGCGUUACAACUCGCCCAAGAAACGGCCACACGGCGUGGACAGCAUGCGUGGUGUCUCUGCUGGCGGUCGGGCGUGUGUUCACGCAUCGCCAUCCAAGGCCGCUGUGUCAAGAGCACUUGCAGCGGCACCAGCUGCCGACAUGCGCAAGACACCGCCAAGGCAGGAGGAUGCACAAGAGACGGUUGUCUCCUCGCCGACACCGCCAACGCCGCCAACACCCUCUGAUUCGCACAGAAGAAUGAACUCGAAGCGAGCAGCCAGGGAUGUGCUUGAGGAGAGCAGCGGUGCUGUCACCGCUGGCCGACGCACGCGAUCCAAGACGCAAAUGCAGACAGCAGAGCAGGUGGAUGGCUGGCAGCAACGGCAGCAGCAGCAGCAGCAGCAGCAGCAGCAGCGGGAAGAAGAAGAGGAGCAGGUGCCACGGCCGCGAACCCGCCUCUCAACCCGGAGGCUCACACCCAAGUGAUGCCUGGUGAUGAUUGUCGAGCGGGAUAAUGGGUGGUGGAUUGGUGGUGAUGGGAAGGAGCACCCAUGGUUGUGUGUGCUCUUUGUAUUGUUUUGUUUUUCUGUGCGUUUUUAAUUGGUCUUGCGUUCAUCUCAUAAUUGGCCCAGCAGCUACGCUUACCCGAUACGUGCUCGCCUUCCCUUCCUUCCAGCCCCCCCCCCCUUUUUCUCAAUCCUCGUGACCCACUUUCCCCCAACUCGCAUCCCUUUCAUCUUCGUCCUUCACCUUUCCGGUUGUGGUCUCGUGCGUUCUUUGUCUCUUAUUUUGUUGUUUGAUUGACCCUUUGCUUUUGCUUUGCUUGCUGUGUUCGUCUGUUGGUUGGCCAUCAGCCACGUGCACCGCACGUGCUGCCCCAAUCUCCAAAACGCCGCGCGUGUUGGUGGUGUGACAUGGCCUGCUGCUGCUGGUGCGGGUUGUUAUUGCGGUGGUCGUGGUGCCAGAGGCGGUGCUGGUUGUUAUUGUGGUGGUGUUGGUGUUGGCGGUGGUGGUGGUGAUCCUCGGCGUUGUUCGCGUCUGUCGUUUGUGUUGGUUGUUGCAGCCGCUCCCGUCGAGCAGCCACGGCCGAGUGCGUGUCCUUGCUAUUCUCUUCGUAUGUAGUCGAUUAAAUCAACCCCAAG
Molecule: messenger RNA, 4379 nt
Organism: Salpingoeca rosetta
Lineage: Eukaryota; Choanoflagellata; Craspedida; Salpingoecidae
Exons: 5
Coding region: 679-3723 (1014 amino acids)
Source: RefSeq, a predicted model, not a curated record